ACCAGACUAGCAGUCAGAGGCACAUGAUCCCCUGUGGUAUAGAGACCCUAACUAACAGAGGGCAAUGCCAGAGUCAGCAGAGAGUACCGACAAGCCCUUCACGGCCCACUUGUCCAAUGUUUACCUCAGCAUCUUGGCACUGUUCUGCUUCAAACUCUUUGUGAAGAUAAGCCUGAACUUACUCACCUACUUCUACGUCAUCCGUGGGAACCGAAAGGAGGCUGCCAGGAUAUCUGCAGAGUUCUAUGACUAUGGUAAACGACAGGGGUCCUGGGCCGACCGUUCUCCUCUACAUGACGCAGCGAGCCAAGGCCGACUCCUCGUCCUCAGGAACCUCAUUUUACAGGGCCACAAUGUAAACGUGCUCACCAUAGACCAUGUGAGCCCCCUUCAUGAUGCUUGCCUGGGCAACCAUGUAGCCUGUGCCAGGCUCCUCAUCGAAUCAGGAGCCAACGUGAACGUCACCACCAUAGACGGGAGGACCCCCCUGUUCAACGCGUGCUUGGUGGGCAGUGUGAGCUGCACAGACCUGCUCCUGGAGAGGGGGGCUAAGCCCCAGGCCCCGGUGUUUCAGCCCUCGCCCAUCCACGAAGCCACCAGCAGAGGACACAGCAAGUGUGUGGAGGCUCUGGUGGCGUGGGGAGCGGAUGUGGACAUGGACAUUCCUCACCUGGGCACGCCGCUCUACACCGCCUGUGUAUUCCAGGAGCUGGAGUGUACCAGGAUGCUGCUGAGGGAAGGAGCCCAUGUCCAGAGAGGUAAGUACCUGGACACGCCCCUACACGCCGCAGCCCAGAAGGACUGCACAGCCAUGGUGAAGAUGCUGCUGGAUUUUGGGGCUGACAUCAAUGCCAGGAACCUGGAGUUCCAGAAGCCGGUGGAGGUGUCUCCUCCUGGUAGCUCCACAGAGAGCUUCCUGAUGCUCUACGAAGUCACGCCUCGCCUGCUCAGCCAGCUGUGCCGCCAGUGCAUCCGAGAGAGUGUCGGUCGUGAUCGGUUCCACCUGAUCUCCCGACUGCCUCUGCCCAGUCCAGUCAAAAACUACCUGCAAUACAGAUAACGCAACAGCACAGGA
This is a messenger RNA of Hypomesus transpacificus, 1075 nucleotides long. RefSeq names its product ankyrin repeat and SOCS box containing 5a (gene asb5a). The record is from RefSeq and is a predicted model, not a curated record. Gene Ontology annotation, molecular function: protein binding. Lineage: Eukaryota; Metazoa; Chordata; Actinopteri; Osmeriformes; Osmeridae. The transcript has 7 exons. Gene Ontology annotation, biological process: positive regulation of protein catabolic process; protein ubiquitination; intracellular signal transduction. Bases 65 to 1060 code for a protein of 331 amino acids.